AUGGCCUCGCGAGUUUUGCGCCUUUGCGUGCUUCUCCAAGCGCUAGGUAGCACUCAGGCUUUUGCGCCUCCUUGGACCGUCACCAAAUAUUUCGAAGCAUCUGUAACCACUUUCCCAGGACAAACAGGGCGUUAUGGAACGUACCCAGCUUCAGAAUACACCGAGACAACGGCCAUUGUACCAACAGUUUCAUCACCUCGCGCCACCACAACAUUCACCACAUCCAACUAUCACGAUGUCACCAUCAUAGCAAUUGGCCUUGAACCAGGCCAGGGGACGUCUUCAACUUAUGACUUCUACACGGAAUCCCAAACCUACUACAUUCCCCUCACGUAUACAUACCCGUCAUCAUGCUCUGUAACAUCUGGAGAGAGUACCAUCACCACAUCUGGACAAGUUACAAUCCCAACUGAUGUCCGGAACCAGAUUACCCCAACCCAGACAUCAAUAACAACGUCAACAGAGGAAUACCGUCUUACGACAUAUCGGUAUACAAAUACGGGGGCGCUUUUGAACCCGACGGACCUUCCAUCCGCGGUUUACAGCAGCGUCGAAGCCGAGAAUACCCCUUUUGAGAUCAGGUACUGUAAAUAUUCCUCAGGAUACGGUUCAGGGACUAGUUCUGGUUCAGGAUCUAGCUCUGGUUCUUACUAUGGCAAUUCUUGUUACGGGUAUUAUGGGUGCCACCGCUCCUAUUGGCCUGGAUAUUUGGCGUUGUCCCUUAUUAUCAUCUUCUGUUGGUUCGGCUUCUUUUUCAUCGUGGGUUUGAUUGAGAGCACUGUUAGGUUCAGAAGACUUAUGCGCGGCCGCGGGGCAAGCAGAGGGCUGCCAAGGCCAAAACCGAGAGAAGAGCAAGAAGAAUUGGAAAGAAAUUGGAAAUCCAUGUCCUUCGCUGCGAAAUUUACUCUCUGGUUAAAAUACGGAUUUAGCAGAAGCUAUCCUCCACAGCUUGGUACACCACCUCCCCUUGCGACUGAUCCAUUGCCCACCGAGCAGCCUCAAAUGGCACAACAGCCUCCAGUUCCAGGUGUUAUGCCACCACUCCCUCAACAGACGGGACCACAGCCUCUGUCUCAGCAGACAAAUCAACAAGCUGAGCAGAACAUAGAUAUCCGACAGCAAGAACAACAACCUCAUUCCCACCUGACAGAGCAACAGCCAGGAGCUCCACAGAGAGAAUACGAGCCGUUGCCAGUCCCAGCCCCAUACCAACCACUUCCAACAGUUGCCCACAGUAGCAGCAACAACAACAACAACCUGUUAUUCGAGCAAUCUGGACAGGUAAUCUCGCCGGUUUCUGGAAGUGGCUCUCCAAUUCCUCACCAAACGGAAUUACGAGAAUCGCCGGCUGGCACAGCUGAAGUCCCCAACGGUGGACCUAAAGCUAUUUAA
Messenger RNA from Microsporum canis CBS 113480, 1392 nucleotides. RefSeq lists its product as hypothetical. Lineage: Eukaryota; Fungi; Ascomycota; Eurotiomycetes; Onygenales; Arthrodermataceae. The transcript is spliced from 2 exons. The record is from RefSeq and is a predicted model, not a curated record. Bases 1 to 1392 code for a protein of 463 amino acids.